Molecule: messenger RNA, 831 nt
Organism: Solanum dulcamara
Lineage: Eukaryota; Viridiplantae; Streptophyta; Magnoliopsida; Solanales; Solanaceae
Product: NAC domain-containing protein 21/22-like
Exons: 3
Coding region: 16-831 (271 amino acids)
Biological process (GO): regulation of DNA-templated transcription
Molecular function (GO): DNA binding
Source: RefSeq, a predicted model, not a curated record
CACACCAAAAAAAAAAUGGAUUUAAGAGAAAUUGGAGCUACACUUCCCCCUGGAUUUAGAUUUUGUCCUAGUGAUGAAGAGUUAAUUUGUCAUUAUCUCUACAAAAAAAUUGCUAAUGAAGAGGGAUUAGUUCUUAAUUGUAAUUUAGUGGAAAUUGAUCUUCACACUUGUGAGCCAUGGCAGCUUCCUGAGGUGGCAAAGCUCAACUCUACUGAAUGGUACUUCUUCAGCUUCAGAGAUCGAAAGUACGCUACUGGCUUUCGGGCGAAUCGGGCCACAAUUUCGGGUUAUUGGAAAGCUACGGGCAAGGAUCGAACAGUACUCGAUCCUCGGACUCAUAAUGUCGUAGCGAUGAGAAAAACUUUAGUCUUUUACAAGAAUAGAGCUCCUAAUGGCAUUAAAACUGACUGGAUCAUGCAUGAAUUUCGACUCGAAAAUCCCCAUAUACCUCCUAAGGAAGAUUGGGUAUUAUGUCGAGUGUUUCACAAAGUUAAAGGUGAGAACAACAACAAUUUUACAAACAAAUUUAUCCAACAAAACAUGAAGUGUGAGGCAAUUGUCACUUGUUCAAAUUCAUUGCAUUGUGACAUUAGUUACCAAAAUCCACCCCAUCAAAUUAGCCAAAACUCAAACACAAUGCAUCAUCAAUUGUUUGAUUUAUUAGUAAAAGACCAACAUGAAAAGAUUUGUUUGUCCCAAUGUGGCCAAGAGGAUGAUCAGUAUAAGUUGCUCGAUAUGGAUUUUGAAGAAUCAUAUGUUCAAGAUGAAGGAAUUCAUUCUAGCCUCGAAGACAUAAGAUUUGAUGAUGAAAAUAUCGCGAUUUUUAUUUGA